GUUUUAAAUGAUGAGCGCUAUCGUCGACUUGUCAACAGUAAGCUAGAACUAGUGGUUUGUUGGUUUUAUUUGAACUUAUUGAUCAGUACCGUGCAAUGUCAGCGCGUGCUGAGAGAGCUGUACGUUUUCUCGUGUCCGGAGAUAAGCAGCUUGAGAGUUCGGAGCAAGCAACGGAACAUCUUCGCCAGCUGCGAGCAUUUGCCAUAGAUGCUGGUCUCUCAGCAGAUAGCAUGCUGCAGUUGAGUACAGUCAUCACUGCACCCAGCACGCAGUACCCUAUGGCAAAGUCGCUGCUCCAGUGCAUGGUGCCAGCCGAGAGGGUCACUAAGGACGUCAUCCUCAGUUUUUCUGGGGCACUAUGCAGUGAUUCGAUAUCUCCUGCUGUCAAGAGAGACAUCAUACAGUGGAUGGCUGCUGCAUACCACUUGUUUGACAGCAGCUGCAAUCUGGUGCUGCUCUGCAGAGCUCUGCUAAGGCUUCUUGACACAUCCCUGUCCAUUGACGCUGUCAGUUUGAUGCUUCUGCUGGCCUCAAAGGAGACUGCCACAUCAUUCACCAUGUCCAUGGUUUCCAGAGCGUCACAAAGAAAGCCUUCCGACAAGCUUCAAUACCUUGCCCAUGUUCUUGAGAGAUGCAGUCCUGAUCCAGAAAGCCACAAGGCCGUAAAAGACGAGGUGAAUCCGAAGCUGGAUGCUGUUGGCUCACAGUGGGAAGCACACAUGCAGAAGCUACAACAGGAGCUGUUUGGAAAAGUCAGGCAUCCCUACCGUGCAAGGGAGCUGGGAGUGCGGUGUGUUAGCAUCGACACCAGCAGUAAGCAGCUCCUGGAAGCCUUCGAGAGGCAUACCCUUGGCCUGAUGACGAUGCUUUUGAAUCCGGAGAUAUUGAAGGCCAUGGCCAGCGAAGGAAAACAUCGCCAGAUAGCCUACUUUCAGAGCCACUUGCGGAUAGCACUCAAUGAUGUGUUCCGGAGCCCAGAAACUGAUAAGGGCAGGGGUUUCCUCAGGUCACUGGCGAGCAUGGUCAACAUACUACAGGAGAACCCGCCUGCUGUAGAGCAAUGGCUUAUGGAGUGUGUGGGCCUGUGGGAUGGUAAUCACUACUGGGAGCAGAUCCUGCCACUCAUAUCCAGCUUUUCACUGACCUCACCCGGCCACUUCUUCCUGUGCCUCUGGGAGCCACUUGUCCAGCUGCUCUUUUUCCAGAGCCUUGAAAUGCAGGUGAAUAUAUUCCAGUGCUUUUUGGAGCUGUGUCGCUUCUGGGCUCUAGUGGAGCUGCCUCGCUCUCGAGGGCACAGGGAUUCCGUAUUUGUCAGGACUUACGAGAAGGGAACCAUGAAUGCAUUAGAGCGCCUUAUUACUGACCUUGGGCGUGUCGGCAUGGCGCUAGUGGAACUUCACCCAAACAGGCUUGUCGAGAUACUGGUGCCUGUCUUCGAGCUUUACUACAUGAGACUGGAGGUAUUCAGGAAAACAGGAGUGGUAAUGCUAUGCCUACCUGAGUGGCCAUUUGUAACACUUCCAGUCUUCUCACGCAACCCCCUACUCAUCGAUGGAGUCUGCAAAAUGUACUUGAGCCUGAUGGACUUCUUGGAAGAAGUUAAAGAGCGUCUUCCGCAGCCUUGGUUGAAGUCAAAGAUCAGCGAGUACAACAAUCAGGUGGUCUGGCUGGGUUUGGCACUGAGCGGAGACUGGAAGGACGCAUGUGCUGUUGGCCCGGAGUUGUCUCCGAGGGCCCUGGAAGAAGCAGGAGUUUCACCCAGUGACAGUUAUAGCCCCUUGGCACUGUGGUGGCAACCUGUGCUUCAAGAACAUGUUUCGGAACUCUGUUAUACUUACAACAUCGAGCCCCACGAGAUUGUUAAUGGGGACACAUGGCUUUCCUUCAUCAACGUCUUGGCAGCCAGUCAACCACACACAGGCGAAGCUUAUGCAGCGGAUAUCAAAAAUGAAUGAGCAGUCAAGGGCGUCCACAGCAUCGAAGACGUCUGCUAUCUGACUACAACAUCUGCAGUUUGAGUAUUUAUUGCACAUAGAAAAAUAUAUACUAAGAUUUACUUGU
This is a messenger RNA of Dermacentor silvarum, 2061 nucleotides long. Its product is annotated as centromere protein I-like. Lineage: Eukaryota; Metazoa; Arthropoda; Arachnida; Ixodida; Ixodidae. The record is from RefSeq and is a predicted model, not a curated record. The transcript is spliced from 16 exons. Gene Ontology annotation, cellular component: cytosol; kinetochore; nuclear body. The coding region runs from base 96 to 1955 and encodes 619 amino acids.